Molecule: messenger RNA, 2660 nt
Organism: Schistosoma spindalis
Lineage: Eukaryota; Metazoa; Platyhelminthes; Trematoda; Strigeidida; Schistosomatidae
Source: the annotation of a GenBank genome assembly
AACUACGUGGAGCUCUAAUAAUGGUAAGUUAUCCUGUUCAAAACAUUAACAUUUUAGAGAUAUUUCUCCGUUCUUACUUAGCUACAUAUUUCGUGUACAUGUAUUUCUUGCACGUAUAGUUAGAACACGGUGUGUUAAGUAUUAUAAUUCUCUUUUAUUACAACCCAGCUAUUCCUACUGCUUAGUAUUCUCGGACACCAAUUCUCUCGACAAGUCCUCAAAUCAGAAUGCAGUUGAACAGGGAGAGAGAUUUUAUUCCAGAUAACAAGGUCAGAUGAAAGUAAAAAACGCAAUAUGAAAAACGAUGUUCUCCAAGUAUCGACUAGCGAUGUUUGGAUAAGAAUUAGCCAAUCAGCGUGUUCCAGCGCAAUCGUGCAUGAAGCCUGCUUUAAUCCAAUCUAUGUCCUGCUAACAUUAGGCCACGGACUAAUCAAUGUACUCGAAACCAUCAACUAUUGUUUCCUUUAUUUUAUAACAAGCCUUAUAAUUGUUUUGUAAUGUUCGGACUGUUGUUUAAACCAUAUUCUCCAGUGAAUAUUUAAACCAACUGUAUCUAACCAAGACUUUUUUGUACGACCCAGUUUCAUGUAAAACUCCCAUCUUUUGGUUCACAUUUUGUUCCUCACUGUGCUGACGUAAAGUGUGACAUAAAAGAGAAAUAGAUAAAAUCCAAUCGCUUCUGAAUUUGCUGUUUUUUGGAAAUUGAAAUAAUUGGAACGGAAUGUAUAGUCUACUCAAAGCCAUUGUUGCUGUAAUGAGUGAUAACACAAAACAAUAAUAUUUAUAAACAAUAGUAAUUUACUGUAAGCAUUUCACCGUGAAAAGUGUUUGGCCUAUGAAUUACUGUUAAUAUUCCCAAUUUCAUCUGUUUUAUAACAUUAUUCUCAUUCUAGAUUAGUGUAAAAUAUCCAACUUAUUGUUAUACAAGUUCUUUGAGAGUUUGUCACUUAUUUUUUCUUCAGAAUACAUGUGGAUUGGUCCUACCCUUAGGCUUUGGCUUCUUCUCUUCUGCAGCCUCUGCACUUAUCACACGAUCUUACCCGGUACCUGACCUGCUUGAUGUUAAACGUAUGUGGAGGAUGUUCAAACUCUAUGGUAACUCGUUUCGAACUGUUGGAACCUGUUUGCUUUUGGGUCAUACAAUAUUUGGAACAGCAUUGGUAUACGCUAUGAUCGAUAGUAAUCAGCGUGUGCUCAGACAGCAGAAGUUUAGUCCCAGUAGUGAUUCAUAUAAUGAAAGUUAUCGACCUAAUUUUAUUCAAACUACAGGCAGCAAAAUGUCAGACGAAUACACAAAGAUAAAUGUGAACAUUGGCGGCUGCAAAAAUUGCCUAUCCUGUCUUCAUCACUUACUUGAAAAUUAUGCUGAUAUAAAGGAAUAUAUAAUUAGUUCUGAGGGGAAUCUCAUAUUAAUACAUCCAGUUCAUGUAAAACGAGUGACCAGCCUUUUAAAAUUUGUUGGAUUGGAUAUUAAAGAUGUCGGUAAUCAUUUAUCAGUUUACAGUAAGGACAGUAAAGCUGAGGCAAACGAUGACAUUUACUUCUUACCGGAGUUAGAUGAUAACUCACAAAUCAAUUCUAUGACAUCUAAGCGCAAACGACCAGACGGUCAUCAACGUAUUAUGAAGCAAAACGACCACUGCAUUAUCGCCUCCGAAUUAGUAGCCAUACUUCCGCAUGAAGUUGAAUGUUAUCGACCACAUUUAGUACCAGGUUGGUGUGUUGCAGUUCAUUCAGGACACCAUCUUAGUAAAAUAAAUCAAUAUUUACAGUCAUUUGUUCCACUCCCUGGGGAGCUCAGUCAUAUUAAACGAAUCGAUAGUUGCCGAUCAUAUGAAAAUAAAUCAACUUAUGUCUUUUUGCAGAUAGCCAAAUCAAGCUAUACAUGGCUAGAUGCCAAUGAAACUUUGAACUCUAUGGUCGACUUACUACAAUUGAAUUCAGCCGAUCACCAGUUUAUUAGCACAUCCCCAACACCCUGCUGGAUACCACUUCAUGCACCAAUAACUCGUAAGCAUCAGCUCUUGUACUCAUUUUCAAAUGAAUCACAAGAAAAGAGAUUUUCGUUGUUCAAAAAUUCACUUAAUAAACCAGUUAUUUUAGGUUGGCCAUCCACUUUACGAGCCUGUCCUGAGCUUGAGCAACUAGUGAAUGUUGGACGAAGUUCGUCGUUAUCAUGUUUCUCGGAAUUAGAGCUAAAAAAGCAUUCAUUAUGGCUCAAACGUGUUUCUAUCUUGUCAAAACAAGCGCAAGAUCUAAAUAAUAUACACCCACAAUCAUGUGCAGGCGUUAAUGGUCCGGCUUGUGCAGUCAUCAUAGUUGAUCCAGAAUCGAAUACUGCAUUAGCAGAAUCAACUACACCUACGACGACAUCAGACAUAUCUUGGUUAGAUCACGCAGCAUUACUUGCUGUGUCAGCUGUUGCUAAAUUAAAAGAAAAUACAGGAAAUCAGCACUCUGAUUCUUACUUGUGUACAGGUUUUGAUGCAUACUUUUCACUUGAACCAUGUCUGAUGUGUGGUAUGGCUCUGCUUCAUAAUCGCAUUCGGCGAGUUUUUUGCUGCCAAAAGCUUGCGGGCGACGGCGCAUUUAGUAAUGCAAGCCGUCUUCACGUGCAGAAACAAUUAAAUCAUCGUUUCCGAGUAUUUAGUCCGCCGUAG